AGAAGAUUCUCUUCACAAAACAAAACAUGAUAAGAUAUUCUAUUCUCUUCAAGAGAAUAUCUUAUCAUGUUUUGUGUUUUGUUGGUGUUUGGGGUAUACCGUAUACCAAGGAUAUAAGGAUAUACCGUGUUUGGAUUUUGGAUUAUACGUUAUAGUUUGAUGUCAGCACAGAGAUUAUUAUAAUAUUCCAGUUUAUAAGAAUUAAGAUAUCAGGUUCACGUUACUGGAUAUCAGGUUCCUUUCCCAAGUCCCUGACUCCAGGUUUCCAUUCCAGAUUUACAUUUCGAGUGCUUUCUAGGUGUUCCAUUUUCCCGUUCCGAAGCUAAGAAAGCUUUUUUACCAAGUACUAUUUUUAUUUCAGGUUGCUGAUCCCAGGUUCCUCUCCCAAGUCCUUAGCUCCAGGUCCUUGAAUCUGUUCCAAACUCACCUUUCGAGGCUUUCUAGGUGUCCCAACCAGUUCUAAGCUGAGAAAGCUUUUUCACUACUAUUUUUUGCUCUCUAGAAUACAUUUCCCUACCUAAAGAAUUGUUACCCAAAGCAUUAGAAACAAUGCAGAAAUCUUUUUACAUAAACGAAAACGUUUGCAUGGCUUGUGGGGUUCCCCAACAACCCGAGUGCUUCCCCGAACUAGACGGUUUGCUUCGCAGAACGGCCACAGACGGCGUGUCGAUCGUGGCAGUUGAUAAAGCCAGUGGCGUAGUGGCAGGAGCGGCAUUCAAUAAGUUAGAAGAAUCGGGUCAUUCAGAUUUCUUCUCCGAAUACGCGAAAUGCCUCAAAUAUUCAGCUUCAAAAGGAGUGGUCCAAUGGAUGGCAGACGCAGACCGUAUGUUCGACAUUUACGAACAUUGCAAAAUUGACAGUUUGAUGGAAGUUAUGUUCGUUGGCAUCCUUCCAACGUUUCGACAACGAGGCAUAGCAAAGAAAUUGUUUGAGGUCUCUAUAGAACUAGCUAGAGAGCUGAGAACUGGUCGCAAUGUUAAGUUAUCCGUUGAUGAAAGAAAGCUGGAUAUAGGAAGGCCUCCAGAAAUCGUGUCAGCUCUUCUUACCUCAUUUAUUACUCAAAAAAUUACCAGAGAUACGAGCUUCAAAGUUGGAAAGAAAAUGUAUUUUGACUGGUUCGUUUAUGAUGGUCGGCCUUUGAGUGAGGUUAUAGGUCCACAAACUCCUUUCUUUACUUUUGAGUAUUACCGAUUAUAGUAUUAUAUGUUUGAUAUUAUACGUUUAAUAUAACAUAAUAUAUUAAAAUGUGA
Molecule: messenger RNA, 1250 nt
Organism: Sitophilus oryzae (rice weevil)
Lineage: Eukaryota; Metazoa; Arthropoda; Insecta; Coleoptera; Curculionidae
Exons: 5
Coding region: 550-1197 (215 amino acids)
Molecular function (GO): N-acetyltransferase activity
Source: RefSeq, a predicted model, not a curated record